UCGAUUUCCAUCCCAAUUCAAUUAGCAAAGGAAAAAGGCAAAAAGGUGUUGUCAAGUGGCCUCCUAUCGAGAUCAACAUUGCAUCAUCACCAUCGUCACUACCGUCUUCUACAAAGAUCGUUUGUCUCGAACCUUUACCACCCAAGCUCAACAGUUCCACUACAAACACUGAUUAACAACAACAAUAGUCAUACAGACAAGAAGAGCAUAAUUAUCCCAACACUAUCAAGGGUGACAACCAAACCAGCAGUGAGAGUACUCUCUACAUCAUCAACAGCAGCAGCUACGAUGGUCAAAGCUAUUAGGGUUCAUGAACUCGGUGGACCUGAGGUUCUGAAAUGGGAGGAAGUGGAAAUAGGAGAGCCAAAGGAAGGAGAGAUCAGGGUGAAGAAUAAGGCCAUUGGGCUUAACUUCAUCGAUGUAUACUAUCGCAAAGGAGUUUACAAGGCUGCCACAAUACCUUUUACACCAGGUAUGGAAGCAGUUGGUGUGGUGACUUCCGUGGGUCCUGGACUAACGGGCCGGAAUGUUGGAGAUCUCGUCGCUUAUGCUGGUAACCCAAUGGGUUCAUAUGCUGAAGAGCAGAUCCUUCCAGCAGAAAAAGUGGUGUCUGUUCCUUCCACUAUGGAUCCCGUUGUAGCUGCAGCUGUCAUUCUCAAAGGAAUGACAGCUCAAUUCCUCGUUCGUCGGUGUUUCAAGGUUGAACCUGGACACACAGUUCUUGUUCAUGCUGCAGCAGGUGGAGUUGGGUCUCUGUUGUGCCAGUGGGCAAAUGCCCUUGGUGCCACUGUCAUUGGAACUGUCUCAACCAAAGAAAAGGCAGCUCAAGCCAAAGAUGAUGGAUGCCAUCAUGUCAUAAUGUACAAGGAUGAGGAUUUUGUUACCCGUGUCAAUGAGAUAACAUCAGGCAAAGGAGUUGAUGUUGUCUAUGAUUCUGUUGGAAAGGACACCUUUCAGGUGAUGCAACUCUAUUCUUAUGAUCAUAUAUAUACCCAUUAAAAUUCCAGUCAUGCAGAAAAUACAAAGGUAGUAACUAAAUGUUUGCGUGAGUUAUAGUGUGAUGAUGUCAUCAAUAUGUAAGUUUGUUUUUUCUGUCACUUGAUAUUUAUUUGAGGUUCUGGAAGUUAAUUUGAGCCAAGUUUACAAAAGGGUCUUGCAUUAUCCCAGUUGGACAUCAACUUUAAGGACCGAUUGAAACCCAAUAUGCACAAAUUAGCAUAGUCAUCAUAGGCUGAGAUUGGUCAGUCUAAUUUGGUUCAUGGAGCCCCAGUUGCAUUUAAAAUUUUCUCUAGCGGUUUCUAAUUGGGAUGCUGUCAUGCUCAGGGUUCUUUGGCAUGCUUAAAAAUCCGUGGAUACAUGGUAAGUUUUGGGCAGUCCUCUGGUACACCAGACCCACUGCCAUUGUCAGCACUUGCAGCAAAAUCGCUGUUCUUGACAAGGCCCACCCUCAUGCACUACAAUCUAACACGGGAAGAGCUGCUUGAAACUGCUGGAGAGCUAUUUGCGUGCAUCACAUCGGGGGUCUUACGGGUCCGUGUAAAUCGCACCUACCCCUUAUCUCAGGCGGCACAAGCGCAUGCUGAUCUUGAGGGUCGGAAAACAUCGGGAUCUGUUGUCCUGAUACCAGAUGGUGUUGACCAGUAAGUUCAUAAUCCCCAACUAGUCUUGUUUCCUCUGUUGUAGGAGUUGGGACAGUUGGAUAGCACAAACAUUCCAAUGAGUGCAAGCUGUAUUUGAUCUGUACCCAGUGUGUGAAAUGUACCACCCUAGUGUGUGAAAGCCGUUGUGCAAAAUAAAUAAAAAUCUUGUUGAUUGUAACAUUUUUUUUCCUUUUAAUUGGCUUGUCAUGGAUGUGAUUUUGUUUCUUCACUGGAUGCAUGAUUUUCCCCAGAUCUGUACAUGUCUAGUAAAUUGAUAGUGUCUCUGUCUCUUUCCUUGCAUGACAAUAUGUUCAU
Molecule: messenger RNA, 1955 nt
Organism: Ilex paraguariensis (yerba mate)
Lineage: Eukaryota; Viridiplantae; Streptophyta; Magnoliopsida; Aquifoliales; Aquifoliaceae
Source: the annotation of a GenBank genome assembly